UUUUAUUUUUCAAAAAUUGUUGGCAACCGGUGACAGUUUUUUUUUUCAAUCAGUUUCGCGUAAAUUUUUCGUACAAAACGUUUAAUAAUACCAAAAUGAGACGGCAUCAAUCGUAUCCCAGGCCAGAAUCUACUUAUAAACCCGAUAAUAAGUCAGAAAAUCCCGUCAAAUUGAAAAAGAAGACGUCGAGUCCUGAAAGGGAUAUGCACAAAAUAAGGGAUAAACAGGCAAACGUUAAAAUAUGGCAAUCGAACCAUCAAUAUUUAAGGGAAAAUACUGGACUAAAGCAAAAAAACUUUUCCCCAGAUAUAACAGGCUCACAACACUCACUAGACGAGCAAAUAUUUACGGAAGUUUCUUUGAAACCCGACCAGAUGCCCAAACAAAGAUCCAAAUCGACAGUAAGCGACAGACAACCCUGGGGGCAACUCUUACACAGGACCACCGGGGGCGAACAUGAAUCAGUGUUUGGCAAAUGUGACCCCUUAAGGACGCUACACUUUUUAGCUCGGGAGUUACAAACCCUUAUACAAACCCGAAUGCCAGAUUAUUGUUCAGAGGAGACAAACUUACAAGAAAUCACUAAAGCUAUGCACGCUGCUUUAAAAAGGAUACCACCAGAAGUUGCUUCAACAGUUCAAUUGCAACAGCAAACUUUAGAUCUUUUACCCAAGCUGAAAUGUUUAUCCAGUAGAGAAUCUAUGGAAGUAUUAAAUUGUGAGAGGUCGGGAGACAACGAGAAAGGCGCCCAGACAUUGAAGAAAAGCCGUAGCAAAGAAUUUUCAGAAUUCCAAAAAUUAAUCGAGGGUAACAACAUGAAACUGGAUGCGGCCUGCAAGCAGCUGGAAAGUAUUUUGUGCGGUCAAUUAAGAGAUGAAAAAUCCGCGUUAGAAGUCGCGUUACAAAACGAGAGGGCGAGCGUGAAAUCAUUACAGCAUCGCAUCCAAGAAAUGGAAAAUACGAACGCAAUAUUAAGGCAACAACUCUCCCAAAAAGACGAAGAAAUCGUCCAACUGAAAACCAAAGUGGCAUUCGUCGACUCGAAACUGCAAGAACGUACCGCACACACCACGGACGUGCAGGCGACGUUGGCCGAACUAAAAAAAUCCAAAUGGACAACGGAACAGGACAAUUUGAAGUUGGAACACCAAUUGCGACUGUGCGCCAUUGAAAAGGAGAAAUAUUUGGCGAUAUUGGCGGUGCGGGACAAACAGAUUUACGAGAUCAGGAACGAAAUGACCCAAUUGCAGCAGUCGGUCAAUGAGCAACUUGUCGAGAUGCAUAAUUACGCCAUAGCAUCGGUCCCAUCAAAUCGGAUAUCGAUAACUGUACCAACGGCGAAUGCUGGUACAAUUUCAUCAAUCUACGGCAGUGACGAACUGUUUCCUAAUAAAUCCGAUCAGUCGCUUCCGGAUUUGGACGAAUCAGAGGACGAGGGACCGCAGAGGACUUAAAUUAUUCCAAUUCAACUGUGUUUGGGUCCAUAAGUGACUAAAAGUUUUGUACAUUUGUUUUUGUAAAUUUUAGUGCCUGUAGUACUUAUUUCAUGUUUUUUCUAAAGUAUAUAUCAUAAAUAAAAUGUUACUGCUAAAAUAGUAA
Anthonomus grandis grandis is the source of this 1599-nucleotide messenger RNA. RefSeq lists its product as uncharacterized. Bases 96 to 1454 code for a protein of 452 amino acids. The transcript is spliced from 6 exons. The record is from RefSeq and is a predicted model, not a curated record. NCBI's taxonomy places the organism in Eukaryota, Metazoa, Arthropoda, Insecta, Coleoptera, Curculionidae.